Mixia osmundae IAM 14324 is the source of this 830-nucleotide messenger RNA. RefSeq lists its product as uncharacterized. The record is from RefSeq and is a predicted model, not a curated record. NCBI's taxonomy places the organism in Eukaryota, Fungi, Basidiomycota, Mixiomycetes, Mixiales, Mixiaceae. The transcript is spliced from 3 exons. Bases 22 to 735 code for a protein of 237 amino acids.
GAAAGCAACAGGUCGAGCCGCAUGUCAGUGUUGUUCAGACAGAGCACGAGAGCACCCCGACUGAUCUCCCUUACACCUCGUCCAGUGACAUCGACAGCUGCACUACAGCCAGUCCGAUCUUUCCACGCAUCACAGAUCAGAAAAGCCGACAUGCCGUCUAAGGAUCCCUACACGCAAAAGGCAGAGACAGAUGCACCCCUGGCGCAGAAGCGAGAUGAGGUGUUCAAGAUCAUCAGCGAAGUCAAGACGGCCAUGCUCGUGAGCAAAGGUCCCGUUGGCCUUCAUUCACGUGCGAUGGCACCCGCCAGCCAGGAAGGCCUCGUCUUUGAGUUCAUCUACAACCAAGAGAGCAAUAAGGAGGAAGAGCUCCAGAACAGCCCUGAUGUCAACAUUUCGUACUUCAGCCCGUCCAGCACCAGCUGGGUCUCCGUCGCCGGACAAGCCAAGCUCGUUGACGAUGUCGAGCACAUCAAAAAGAUCUGGAACCCGCUCACGUCUGCAUGGUUUGGCGAUCUAGGUGACGGCAAGCACACAGGCAGCUAUGACGAUCCUCGCGUCGGCAUCAUCUCCGUCAAGCCCUCAUCUAUCCGUUACUGGCUAUCGACGUCCAACAGCGUGUCGAGUAUCACUCAGAUCGUAGGCAGCGCCAUCACCGGCAAGACAGCAUCGCCCGGCGUCAUUCGCGAGCUGAGCUCCACCGAACUGGAGCAGUUGGCCUCCGAAGUCGGCAAGUAGACCCACGAACACACAUAUCCGAUCAAGUGAAAUAGACACUGUAGCACGCAUAGCAUAUGCAUUCGAGCGUGAAUUUCAGAUCCUGGCCCGUACAC